Molecule: messenger RNA, 1070 nt
Organism: Raphanus sativus (radish)
Lineage: Eukaryota; Viridiplantae; Streptophyta; Magnoliopsida; Brassicales; Brassicaceae
Product: protein BOBBER 2-like
Exons: 2
Coding region: 86-928 (280 amino acids)
Biological process (GO): protein folding
Cellular component (GO): cytoplasm
Source: RefSeq, a predicted model, not a curated record
UUGUCUACUACAAAAAUUUCAUUCUGAUAUUCAAUCCCCUCUGACUAUAUCAGCAAAAGAAAACCUAAAACCUUAACGAGAACCCAUGGCCAUAAUCUCUGAGAUGCAGGAGGAGAAGAGACCCUCGUUGCCGUUCACAGCAAGUCUUGAUCCUUCAAACCCCCUAGGGUUCUUGGAGAAAGUUCUUGACUUUAUUGGGAAAGAGAGCGACUUUUUGUCGAAAGACUCGGCUGAGAAAGAGAUUGCAACUGCUGUUAAGGCCGCGAAGAAGAGAUUGAGUGAAGUCGAGAAGAAGAAGAAGGAGAAGGAAACCGUGAAGCCCAUGGAGGUGGAGAAGCCAAAGAAGGAAAGCUUGAAGACCACGGAACCCAUGGAGGUGGAUAAGCCUAAGGAGGAAGAGAAACCAAGUCCCAUUGUUCCUAACAAAGGCAAUGGGCUUGAUUUUGAGAAGUACUCAUGGACACAGAAUCUCCAGGAGGUCACCGUCACCAUCCCAGUGCCUAGCGGCACCAAAUCACGCUCUGUCACCUGUGAAAUCAAGAAGAACCGUCUGAGAGUUGGUCUCAAAGGACAAGAUCCAUUCAUCGAUGGUGAGUUCUUCAAUGCUGUCAAGCCUGACGACUGCUUCUGGAACAUCGAGGAUCAAGAGGUGAUAUCGGUGCUCUUGACAAAGCAGGACCAGAUGCAGUGGUGGAAGUACUGUGUGAAGGGUGAGCCUGAGAUUGACACUCAGAAGGUUGAACCAGAGAGCAGCAAACUGUCUGAUCUGGACCCGGAGACUCGCAGUAGCGUUGAGAAGAUGAUGUUUGAUCAGAGGCAGAAGCAGAUGGGACUUCCAACGAGUGAUGAGAUAGAGAAGCAAGAUAUGAUGAAGAAGUUUAUGUCUCAGCAUCCUGAGAUGAACUUCUCUAAUGCAAAGUUUAACUGAUCUUUCUUGUUCUCUCUUCUUGUUUAAGCCAAAUUUGUAUUUGAACUAUCAUCUUGUUAUGGCUUUCAGAUUGAAUCUACCCUUUUGGUUUUGUUCAAGACAGCUGUGAUUCGUUAAAAAAAAUUAUCUUGUUAUUUAUUAA